AUACAAUGCGAGCUCUGAAACAAUAAAGAACUUACCCAUUGACAGUAGACAUGAGAAAGGAUAGACAUGGCCAUGGAACAAAUAUGUGGAACUCCAUUUUGGAAUUCCAGUGUUUCCUGGGAUGUCUCGAAGCCUCAUUUUAGUCAAUGUUUUCAAAAUCUAGCCCUGGUCCUUGGCUCAUGUGCGGUUCUGUGGAUAGUGACUCCUUUUGAAUUGCCAAGGAUAUGCCGAACACAUAAAACACCAACACCAUGGACACGACUUGCUAUAUGUAAAAUGGCAUUAAAAUGGAUCCUUCUGAUUAUAACCUCAAUCGAUGUAUCGAAAGCUGUAUAUAUAUACGUAAAUAAUCCGAAGAGUGGACUGGAUGGAAUAAUAGCGUCUAUAUCAUAUUUAAUUACCAUAAUAAUGACAAUAAUCAUUACUUUAAUGUGCAAAAGACGAGGGUUGAGAGUUUCUCUGGCUUUACCAUCAUUCUGGAUGACAUCUACAUUAGCUACUCUUAUCAGCAUUUAUAGUGAUGUUCUGGAUUUUGAAAAGGACGAUUGGACUACAAUAUUAAGUGUAAUUGAUGAUGGCCUUGUGUUUUUUAUUUCAAUUAUUCAACUUAUUUUAUCAACAAUGGCGGACCGGCCAGCACCAGCGGUAGCUAGAGCUCCAAAGGACCAGUGCCCUCUGGAAGGUGCUUCAUUACCAUCACGUUUGACCUUCAGUUGGCUUCUAAGCCUCCUGAAAAGAAGUGUUCAAAAUAGUUUGCACCAAGAUUAUUUGUUACCUUUAUGUUCAGAUCUGAAGAGUUCGAAAGUGGUAAAAUUGUUUCAUGAAUUUUGUUUAUCAAGAAAGCCACCAUGUUUGGAAGAUGAAGCAACAGAAAACCUUUUGGAUGAGAGAUCCGAAUCUCAGGAUGGAAAUAGAAGAAAUUUCGGUUAUGUUUAUCCUAAUGGAAAGUCUUUAUUUACAAUCCUAUUAAGAAUCUCUAAAAAGUUCCUGACUCUUGCUUCAAUUUUGGAAGUAGUCUACACUCUCUUCUACUUUCUGCCAGUGUGCAUUCUGAGUCUUCUUCUAGAUAACGAGAAAGAAAGACAGGAAUGGCACAAUUAUCUCUAUGCUUCAGCUCUUUUCAUUACAUUGGUUUUUUCCUCUUUCGCCGACUCGCAGAGAAAAUAUUAUGGACUAAUGGGUGCUUUAAGAAUCAAAACUGCUGUAAUGAAUGCCGUCUUUCAAAAGGCUCUUAAAGUCUCCGAGCAAUCAGAAAACAUCAAGCAACUUCUCACAACCGACUCCGAUAAUGUUUUCCAAAUGAUUUGCGUAAUGACUGAAGUAUGGGGAGCUCCAAUUCGUUUUCUUGCUGGAAUUUAUAUUUUCUGGUACUAUCUUGGUGCCGCUUGCUUUGUUGGAAUAGCUAGUGCUAUGAUUCUUAUCCCCAUGAAUGUUAUAGUGGAGCAGGGUGCAAGCUAUUUUCAGAGCAAAGGAAUGAGUAAAAAAAGUCAAAGAAUAAGCAUUCUCACUGAGUUCCUGCAAGGAAUCAAAGUGCUAAAAUUUUAUGCCUGGGAGGAAUACUUCUGCGAGAACAUCAUGUCCGUUCGUAAAUCAGAAAUAUCCGAAAUAAGAAAAGCUGAAUUCUUAAGAAUGGCUUUCAGGUUUCUUUUUCUUUCAGCAUUUUCUGUGGUCUCAUUGAUAACUUUCAGUGCCUACAUCCUAAUGGGAAAUUCUAUGGAUGUGAAAACAGUAUUUGUUUCAUUUUAUCUGAUAUGGUUGAUGAGAACACCUUUUAGAAAUAUUCUUCAUCUUCUUGCUCAUUUUAUUCAGGGGUUAUCAUCAACAAAAAGAAUUCAGCGUUUCUUGGAAACAUCCGAGCUUUCCAAUAUUUCCGUCGAUGAAGAUACUCAAGGAAAUAGCAUCCUACUGACCAACGCUUCUUUUUCUUGGGAGGGAAUGGACAUUCCCUGUCUCAAGUACCUAAAUCUGCGCAUUCCGAAAGGUUCUUUGAUUGCAGUCGUGGGCGAAACAAGGAGUGGUAAAUCGUCUUUAUUGCGAGCUCUAUUAGGUGAAAUGCACAAAACAGAUGGGAUGGCUUGUGUUAAUGGGGAAAUAUCAUAUGUUGGAGAAGAACCUUGGAUUCAGAAUGCCACAGUUGAGAAAAAUAUUUUAUUUUUGAAAUCUAAGGAUGAAAAAUUGUACCGGAAAACAUUAGAAGCCUGUGCAUUGCUCCCAGAUAUUGAUAAUUUGCCAGCAGGAGAAGAAACUGAGAUUGGACAAAAGGGUAUUCAUCUGUCUCAAAAUCAGAAACUGAAAGUAGAACUUGCUCGUGCAGUGUACCAGAAUGCGGAUGUCUACCUCCUUGAUAAUCCUCUCAGAAACUUAGACGCAUCUUUAGCCGAACAUUUAUGGCAUAGAGUUAUCGGUCGAAGUGGUCUCCUAAAAUUAAAGACUAGAAUUCUUACCACAGCGCGAGAAGAAUUUUUACCUCUCGUAGAUUUCAUUUUGGUAAUGAAGGAUGGACGCAUCGUGGAGCAGGGAACAUACGCUCAACUAAAGGAGAAGCAGGGCCAUUUUGUUGAAUACCAAUCCAUUAGUACAACUACGAAAGAUUUCCACCACUCAGAGAAAGAAGGAGAUACAGAAUUGUUUCAUAAUAAAUUUGGGAAACAGAGCGAUUUAUGGUAUUCGACAACGGUCUCCCCAGCAAAAAUUGAGCCAGAACAUUUGGUGACAGAUGAAAUAACUGUUUAUUCGAAGGGCUUUUUCUAUAAAAUUACAGAUUUUCUCAAAACGAUAGGGUUUUCUUUGGCUACAGUCUCAAUUUUGAUUGCUGGAUUAGCUUGUGCUUGUGAAGUGGCUAGUGGUGUCUGGCUGAGUGAAUGGACAGAUCGUCACGAUGGAACAAAAAGUUCUACAGAUAGUCUUCUUAUAUAUACUGGGUUUAUUUGUUUUCAGAUUUUUCUCACCAUCAUUUGUGGAUUGAUAAUUUUUGCAACUUCAACGACAGCAUCAGACAAACUCCAUACUUGGUUGCUUACCAGAAUUGUGAGGGCUUCACAAACAGCUUUAGAGAUGAAACCAAUUCAAAAAAUCAUUCACAGUUUCGAUGCUGAUUUCCACUAUGCAGAUGAGAAGAUUCCUGAAACGUUUUAUGUUUGGCUCAUGGCUAUAUUUAGAGUACCAGCUUUGUUGGUAGUUGUUUUUGUCGUUUCGCCAUUUCUAGCAGUCCUUUGCAUACCACUGAUCUUCGUUUUUAUCGUCAUACAAAAACUUUACUUGCUUACCUGGCAGCAACUGCAGCAUUUAACGACAGCAACAAGUUGUCCUCUUUCGAAUUUAUUAGAAGAUGUUCUGCACGGAAGUUCCCAUAUCCGAGCUACUCAGUCAUUUUCACAUUUUUACGAACGUUUCCAUUUGAAAAUGGACACUCAUAAUAACUGCUGCUUAUUAUUCUUUUUGGUGUCUAGGUGGCUUAGUUGCAGUAUAGAUAUCAUAACAUCUUUCCUGGUGCUUGCGACAACUGUUAUGGCUCUUUAUGAUAGAGAUAAAGGGGAUGGAUUCAUCGGCUUAGUCAUAGUGUAUUCGAUGCAGAUAGCCGAAGCUCUGACGACCUUAGUGUAUAUGAAUUCGAUGCUUAGCAAUGAUUUGAUAGCCUUUGAAAGAAUUAAAUCAUUUUCGCAGCUGAAGCAAGAGUCCGAAUGGGAAGAUCCAGCCAACCGGCCGCUCUCAGCUUGGCCCGAUCCAGGCCAAAUAUCAAUUCAGAAUCUCACUACGGCUUAUGGAGAAGGGUUGCAUCCUGUGCUACAUGAUAUUACAUUGUCUAUAGAGCCAGGAGAAAAGGUAGCUAUAGUUGGAAAGGAAGAAUCCGGAACCUCUACGCUGUUAUACACUCUGUUCCGAUUGAUUGAACCAUUGAAAGGACAAAUUAUCAUUGACAACAUCAAUAUCAGCAAUCUUGGCCUCAAAGAUCUACGUUCAAGUCUUGCCAUCAUACCACAGGAAUCUCUAGUUUUUAGUGGAACUGUUAGACAGAAUCUUGAUCCUAAGCAAAAAUACAAGGAUGAUGAGCUGUGGAGAGCUCUAGAAUUGGCAAAUUUGAAAUCUAGUAUUUCUAACUUGGACUGUGUGAUUGGAGAUUACCUGAGUGCCGAAGAAAAACAUCUUUUCUCUAUCGCUCGGUGUCUCUUGAAAAAACCAAAAAUUGUGAUUAUUGAUGAACUGGAAACUCCAAACUCAAGGCAAAUACAGUUUUUCCCCGAAAGCACAGUUUUGUCAUUCUGCGGAGAACCAUUACCCGAUUUUAAUGGGAGGACUAUUCGACUCAUGAGUGGCGAAGUGAUCGAAGGAGAAUUUUCUUCGGCCUAAAGACAUUACGCAAAAAGAACUGUGAAAUAUUUUAUAUUUUUACAUAACAAUUAUUUAUUUCUCUGUAAAGAACUAUUACACUCAUUUAUAUUUAGGAACUGUUCAUUUUCUCGAUGGUUUUUAUACAUAAGAGCUUUGUUGUAUCAUGAA
Messenger RNA from Argiope bruennichi, 4497 nucleotides. RefSeq names its product multidrug resistance-associated protein 1-like. The record is from RefSeq and is a predicted model, not a curated record. Gene Ontology annotation, molecular function: ABC-type transporter activity; ATP hydrolysis activity; ATP binding. The transcript is spliced from 31 exons. Bases 67 to 4347 code for a protein of 1426 amino acids. Gene Ontology annotation, cellular component: membrane. Gene Ontology annotation, biological process: transmembrane transport. NCBI's taxonomy places the organism in Eukaryota, Metazoa, Arthropoda, Arachnida, Araneae, Araneidae.